Eriocheir sinensis (Chinese mitten crab) is the source of this 1165-nucleotide messenger RNA. RefSeq names its product protein SpAN-like. The record is from RefSeq and is a predicted model, not a curated record. The transcript is spliced from 7 exons. NCBI's taxonomy places the organism in Eukaryota, Metazoa, Arthropoda, Malacostraca, Decapoda, Varunidae. The coding region runs from base 1 to 552 and encodes 183 amino acids.
AUGGCUCGAGAUAAGUGGCUUGCUGCUUGCGGAGUGAACGCCGACCUCUGCCAGAACGGCGGGUUUUAUGGAAAAAGCUGCGCUUGUGUGUGUCCCUCGGGCACCUCAGGGGCCAACUGUCAGACAGUGACAGGAGACUACUACGACGACUUGACGAAUCCCUGCACUGAGAAAGUAACUCAGGAAGGCCUCCUCACCUCGCCGGGCUAUCCAAGCAACUACCCAAAUAUCCAGUGCGUCAAGUGGAUUGCAGCUCCCGUGUGCCACGUGCCCCGAGUGACCUUCUCAGACUUUUACCUGUACGAAAAGAAUCCCUACUGCGGCUCGACUACAGAGACGUGCUGCUACUUUGAUGGUCUGGAGAUCAGAACCGACAACUUGUACAACGGUGAAGUGUAUUGUGGCACGGACAUCACUGCAGGCCAGACCUUCACCGGAACCGGUCAAGAGAUGAUUUUAUACUUCAGGGCGAUAAGUAAUAAUCUUCGCAGGGGAUGGUCUGCCCAACUCACCUUUGUGCCGCAACCGGGAUGCACACGAGAUCCAUGUUGACGCUGAAACUGGAAACGUUCACGCUGCAGGGAGAGGUGAGAAGAUGUGUGGACGGCGUCAAGUUAACAUUCUUGUACAAUCGAACGACAACGCUCCUUCUGGAAGUCGCGUGAAGGUCGAUGAAGUUACAUCAAGGAUUCUAGGGACAAGGAACUGUGAAAGUGACUGGCUUUUGCUGAACGGAAGGAGUGAGAAGAUGUACCCGUCAGACACCAGCUUAAUUAUCUGCGGCAAGAGGGUAGUGUCUUCACCUCUGACAUCCAAGACCAAUGAGAUGUACGCAGCUUAUCAAGGCACCAGCAGCAGCAGCCGCGGUGUCACUAUCAAGUAUACCGUCAUCUAAGUCAAACGUUCCUGGAUUUUCUCGCUCACUCCGUGGACGAUGCAAUCACUACUCCAAUGUAUCUGUACGGGCACGAAUUCAUUAUUACACCUGCAAUCCUUUCAGUUUGCCUCUUGCCCACGAUGUUUCUUUGUUUAAAAUCAUAUCACUGGUGAGCCAAGUCAGCUGAUAUAACUUAAACGAGGAACAGAUUUAGUAGCAUCCUUGUAGUGAUCUACAAUAACCGCCCCAGGAAAAUAAAUAUAUGCAGCAGCUUCAUGUAUCAUUCAU